This is a messenger RNA of Camelina sativa (false flax), 1887 nucleotides long. Lineage: Eukaryota; Viridiplantae; Streptophyta; Magnoliopsida; Brassicales; Brassicaceae. The record is from RefSeq and is a predicted model, not a curated record.
CUUUACAUUUUAUUUUCUUUCCAGUUUUCCUAUAAGUCAAAAACACAAUAAAUACAUAAAACAAAGGGUGAUUAAUUAGUCAUUCUAGUUUUUGAGAUCUUCAAACAAGCAAAGAAAAUGAGAGAAAUGGUAUCUCUAAUUUUAUUACUUGUUCUUCUUGUUUCGGCCUCAGAUGCACAUGUUACGAAACCAAAUGAAGAAAACUUCCUUCGAUGCCUUCGUUAUCGAACCAAUCCGGAGAAUCCGAUCACCGCAGCACUCUACACUCAUGAUAACUCCACCUUCGUGUCAUCUUACGUCUCCUACGCGAAAAACAAAAGGUACUCCAACCCUAACGACACAAAACUAGUCGCCAUUGUUGCUGCAAAACAUGAAUCUCAUGUUCAGGCUACCGUGGUCUGUGCAAAGUUCAACGGAAUCCAGAUCCGUAUCCGAAGCGGCGGUCACGACUACGAGGGACUUUCUUACAUCUCAUCCGUACCGUUUGUUAUCCUCGACAUGCACGAUCUCCGGUCUAUCUCCAUUGACGUGUCAAGAAAGCAAGCUUGGGUUGAUGCGGGUGCCACAUUGGGAGAGCUCUACACCAAAAUCGCAGAGGCUAGCAAAACGCUAGCGUUUGCGGCUGGCGUUUGCCCUACAUUAGGAGCGGGAGGACACAUCAGCGGCGGAGGAUACGGUAAUUUGAUUAGAAAAUACGGACUCUCGGUCGAUCAUGUCGUUGAUGCUCGUGUAGUUGAUGUCAACGGCAGCAUAUUGACUGGAGCUAACUUGGGAAAGGAUUUAUUGUGGGCGAUUCGAGGCGGUGGCGGAGCCAGCUUCGGUGUUAUCCUCUCCUGGAAGAUCAAGCUCGUAGAUGUUCCAAAGACCUUGACAGUUUUUAAGGUUAACAAAACAUUGGAGCAAGGAGCAACUGAUGUUCUUUACAAGUGGCAGCUUGUCUCCAGCAAAUUGCCUCAUGAGCUUUUCUUGAGAGCAAUGCCUGAACUCGCAAAUGUCGCGAUACCUAGCAAGAAAACCAUAGCGGUUGUGUUCUACGCACAGUUUUUAGGACCAGCAAGGAGGCUCAUGGCAAUUAUGAACAAGAGGUUCCCUGAACUGGGGCUAAAACGUGAAGAUUGCUACGAAAUGAGCUGGAUUAAUACGACGUUGUUUUGGCAGAACUAUCCUGUGGGAACACCGAUAAGCGUUCUUUUGGAUAGACCAUCGAAUCCGGCAGGAGCACUCUUCAAGAGUAAAUCGGAUUACGUCAAGAAACCGAUCCCAAAAGAAGGAAUGGAGAAGGUUUGGAAAAUAAUGUUGAAGUUCAACAACAUGUUCAUGCAAUGGAACCCUUACGGUGGAGUGAUGGACAAGAUUCCGGAAAAUGCCACCCCGUUUCCUCACCGAAAAGGGAACCUGUUCAAGAUUCAGUACUUUGCGUUAUGGUCCUACGCAAACGCCACAGAGGCUAAUCUCGGUCUGAUGAAUGAGAUAUAUGAUGUGAUGGAGCCGUACGUGUCAAGCAACCCGAGAGAGGCGUUCUUGAAUUACAGAGACAUGGAUGUCGGAAACAAUCCUAGCGAUAAGACCGACGUUGGAGAAGCUAAGAUCUACGGAUCGAAGUAUUUCUUAGGGAAUCUGAAGAGAUUGAUGGAAGUUAAAGCUAAGUAUGAUCCUGAGAAUUUCUUUAGAUACGAGCAGAGUAUUCCUCCUGUUCGUGCAAUGUAACUCUUCUGUUUAAUUUAUCAUAUGAUCACUUAACCAAUAAAAUAAAAAUGAAUAGUUAUGUCAGCAUGGAUGCAUUAUAUAGCUCAUAUGUAACUUGCGUAGCAUAUUUAACAGGAUUUUCUCUGUUUUGUGAUAUGAUUCAAUGAUCAAUAAAGAGAAUUCAGGACUGUGUUAGAACUU